Enhydra lutris kenyoni (northern sea otter) is the source of this 4188-nucleotide messenger RNA. Its product is annotated as ankyrin repeat domain 23. The record is from RefSeq and is a predicted model, not a curated record. Gene Ontology annotation, cellular component: nucleus. The transcript has 9 exons. Gene Ontology annotation, molecular function: transcription cis-regulatory region binding; protein binding. Gene Ontology annotation, biological process: positive regulation of transcription by RNA polymerase II. Lineage: Eukaryota; Metazoa; Chordata; Mammalia; Carnivora; Mustelidae. The coding region runs from base 1761 to 2681 and encodes 306 amino acids.
UGUUGUUCUUUCUUACCAUCACUCUGUUGGUGUCUCUUCAUGGAAAUUGGUACACCCACCAUAGACAGGAGUUUGGCAAUUUCUAUUAAAAUUUAGGUGAGUAGGGCCAAUAAUUUGAUUUCUCUGUAGCUACCUAGAGAAGUGUCCACGUGUACAAAGAUAGUUAUUUACAGAGACAUCUACGGAGUUGUGCAUUAGAGCAUGUGCUGUAAUGUAAGGAAGAAAGGAGGUAAGCUAAGUGCUCCCAGCGAGGGAAAUGAUUAAAUUCUGGUACAGGAGUCAUUGGAGUACAGUGUAGACUAGCGCGGAAAGGGUGCUGAGUUGCAGUCACAAUAUGACGCCUCUUAAAACAGGUCUAUGGAAGCCGGCACGUACAUGCACACGAUUACAGGGAGCAAGUCGGGAGGGUGUAUUUCGCUGGCACCGCGGUGGCCCUGGGUCUGCUGUGGUCAGAGGGCUUUGUCAGGAGCAUCUUGAGCUUUAUUUGUUACAUUUGGGUUUUUGACAAGGAGUGAUUUUUUUUUUGUUAAGAAUUAAUACCAGUCAAUUUCCUGUGGAAGAAACUAGUUUUCUGGUGAGAAUUUCAGAUGAACCCUGUUGGUACAAAAUGCCCUUGUCCUUGAAUGUUAAAGAAGAGGAGUUGUAGUUGGCGGACUGGGGAGUCCAGAGCUGUCUUGCUUUUCUUAUUUACCCUCACUCUAGUCUAGGCAACUUUCCCUCUUCAUAACCAACGGUAAGAAAGCAUCUUUGACCAAAAAACCCUAACACAUAAGGACUGAGUUUCUUUUAAAAGCUCUGGAUUCCCUAAGUCUCAAAACUUGGAUGUAUUUACUGAGAAGGCAGCUGUGGGUGGAACCAUUCCCAGCGCUUCAGGGCCUGGGCUGUCCCUGACCUGUAGUUCUCCCUCCCUCUCCUUCUGGUCAUCCCUGGUCAUGCGGCUCCCAGUUCUGGAGUCUUACUAUCAGGUUUCCUUUCAAAGGUCAGGACAGAAUUCAGGGCAUAGCUGGGUGAAGGCAUGCUGGGCAUCUUAAAUGAGGAAGUUUGGUGGCUUGUGACAGCUUGUUUUGUGACUAGGUUAACAUUCCGUACUUGGACCCAGAGCCGAUCUCAGUCCAGCUUCUCUGUGGGAUGGCAUGUUCCCUGCCCAGGAGAGCAUCGGGGAGGAGACCUGCAUGUGUGGGGCAUGGAAGGCUUUUCAAGGGGCGGGAGGUGCUGAUGACAGGCUGGACUUGGCUCCUGGCCAGGGUGUAGUUUAAUACGCCGGCUCUCGGAGUGGUGUGGGAGAAGCAGGGGGCGCCAGGAGUAUGGAGGGCAGCCUUGAAGCUGUCUGGGAGCGGGGAAGCUGCUAGAAGCCUGAUUUCCUCCUGUAGGUGCCAUGCGGAUUCCUCACGCAGAGGUCAGCCUCUUGGCCUUUCCUUCCCAAGGUCUUUCAGGGUCUCAGGUGCUGAGACCUGUGGCAACAUGGAGGCUCACACUCGACAUUUUUCUAGUGGCCCGGGCACCCCCCGGCCUCGUUUGUUGGUCGAACUGAUGAGCAGGUGUAGAGGAUAGCACAGGUGCAGGAGAGUGGGUGUCCGAGGGUGCACGUGACUCAGCCCAGGGCACGCCCACACUGGUAUUUUGAUCCUUGUUACAGAACCACUGAGCUAUCUGGCCCAGACACGAGCCCCUGGUCGGCCCUGCCCCCAGGAGACUGCUCUCUAUAAAAGGGCUGAGCAGCUCAGCACCUCUCACUGGGGGCGUGAAGAGCAGGGGGGACCAUGGAUAUCAUCAGCAUCCAGCAGUUGGUAUGUGGAGACAGGGUUGGAAGUAAAGUGUUGGGAUGUGGACAUGGAGUUCCUGAUCCUGGAGGCGGGCCCGGGGCCUGGAGGCCCAGAGCCCAAGAGGCCGUGGCCCGGGAGCAGUGGAAACUGGAAGAAGAGAAGAAGAAGAAACUUGAGAGAUUUAACAGCUCCAGACUCAAUCUGGAGACUCUGACUGACUUGGAAAACUUGGUUCAAAGACGGAGAGAAAAGCGACUGAAACGCAGAGUCCCCCCCAGGGCACCUGAGUCCAUGGUUAAGCCGCAGCCCCAGGCCCAGCCGGAGUCUGUGGACCUGGAGAUGUUCCUGAAGGCAGCUGCAGAGAACCAGGAGGCCUUGAUUGACAAGUACCUGACAGAUGGAGGGGACCCCAGUGCCCAUGACAAGCUGCACCGCACAGCCUUGCACUGGGCCUGUCUGAAGGGUCACGGCCAGCUGGUGAACAAGCUGCUGGAGGCAGGUGCCGCUGUGGACGCUCGAGACUUGCUGGACAGGACACCCGUGUUCUGGGCCUGCCGUGGAGGACACCUGGAUGUCCUCAAACAGCUGCUUAACCAGGGAGCCCAGGUCAACGCCCGGGACAAGAUUUGGAGCACCCCCCUGCACGUGGCCGUGCGCACGCGACACUGUGACUGCCUGGAGCAUCUCAUUGCGUGUGGCGCCCACAUCGAUGCCCAGGACAAGGAAGGGGACACAGGUCUGCAUGAGGCGGUGCGGCUUGGCCACUACAAGGCCAUGAAGGUGCUGCUGCUCUAUGGAGCCCAGCUGGGUGUGCGGAACUCGGCUUCGGUGACCCCAGUGGAGCUGGCGCGAGACUGGCAGCGGGGCAUCCGGGAAGCACUGCAGGCCCAUGCGGGCCACCCUCGCACUCGGUCCUAGCGAGCGCAGCCUGCAGGGUCACUUCUCAGCCACCAUUCCACCUCACCUUCCCCUCCCCUCCUCAUGCCCUCACCGUGAUCCGCACCCCUCUGGGGUCGUCCCCUCAGUCCUCAGGCCAGCACUGCCCAGCAGGGGACAAAGCCGGCCCCCCUGGUUCUCCACCAGGCUGUGCACGAGGAACGGCUGAGGCAGGGGACCCCAGAGAAGCAGGACAUAGCGCAGGAGAGUGGCAGUCCAGGUUGGAGCAAAACUGGAGUCCUGAGCCUCGAGCUGCCCAGGGCCGGGCACUCGGCAUCCUCCAAUCCUCCCUCCACAAGGGCCGGUUUCCCGCCUGGUGGGGCUUUCAGGCCACAGCUGCCAUCCAGGCCACACCACUAUGGCACGCUUUUGCAGCUGACCAAGGCCCUCCUGGCAGGGGUUUCUCGGGGACUCCGUUCCUGUCAGCAGCAACCCUGACAGCAGGUGGAGUGGCUCUAGCCUGCUCUGGCUGUCGGGCUUCUGGAGUUGGGUCUGGCCAUCAGGAGCAGGUGCCCAACAGGGUUAGGCCCCCCCUGCAGGCCCCGUCUGGUACCAGCCCGGUUGCCUCAGAAGCCCUAUAGUUGAGCAGCUAGAGCUCAUGUUUGUUUUAGGGAAACCUCGUGCCUACGGUCUGCAGGCCUUGGUCAGCCUGCCUGCUGCUCUCUAGUUGGCCAGCUGACAGCGCUCCUUGUAGGAGUGAAAUGCCUGGGAGCUGGGGAUUGCUUGUGGCCCACCCAACUCUUGGGGUGGCGGCCCGUAACCCUACUUUGCCUCGGGCAUCACCUAGCACUAGAACUUGAGUUCUGGCCUGGACAGCAGUUGCACCUGCUUGGCUUCCCCCCACCGCUGGGACAGGACACCGAGGCGCUAGUGGCUCAGCCCCAGAGGGGAAGCAGAGGAGAGCAAGGGGCACACCUGCUUCCCCCACUCUGCUGAGUGAUGGCAGAUUUAGGACCCAGAAUCACCCCAGUUCUCCCCAAGAUUCCUUCCUUCACUGCCUUUCCUGUUUCACGUCACACUGGUGUAGACCCAUACCGCUGGCGGGGCUGGGUCCUGAAGUGGCAGAAAGUGAAUCUUAAGGAACUCUGCCCUAAAUGGAGAACCGCAGGCUGAGGGACCGGCUUUAGAUGCAAGGUCAGCCUCCUUCCCAUAUGUAAAGUACCCAUAUGGACAUCCAUUUUGCAGCAGUUCCUUCCAGUCUAACACUGGCGGCCUUCUUGGGCCAAGCACAAGGCUAUUCUGACUAUGUGAAAAAGCAACUACAGCUCCCACCAGGAGCCACAUACCUUCUCUUCCGUGGGCAGCUCCGACCCUGCACGGAACUGUGGUGACAGUUCCCCCCGGUGCUGGAGCCGUAAGAGAAACAGGUUCAAGUUCCUGGAGAAGACAUUGCCCCAUCUAGAAGAUGGGGACCCUUACGUGACAGACAAGAACACCUUUUUAUACACUUCAGUAUUUUUUGUUCAUUAAAACUGUUGACUAUCCAUCA